UUGAAGGACUAUGUGUAGUGUAUACUGGUAUUGAGGGUAUGGGUUUUGAUGGUUUUGAAGGACUGUGAGUACCGUUGGACAGGGGCGGAUCUAGGAUUUAAUUUUUGGGGGGUAAUUAUGAGAUGGGAGGGGUAAUUAUAGGGUGUGGUCAAGCAAGCUUGUGCAGAACCAUAAAUGUUAGAGUAAAUUGUUUAGAUCCACCACUGGGGCUGGAUAAACAUUUUCACUCAAGUAGCUGAUAUGGAGAUUUGGGAGAUACUUCGAUUCUUACGUCCUGCUGUAGCAAAUAAAAUUUCAGGUGCUAAGUCUAUGUAUAUUUGUCUACCAAAAAUGAGAGAAUUUGUAGCAGUAAACGAAUCGAAGCUCAAGAAGGAGCUCACUGCAGUUGGAGGGAAGACAGGAGCUUCGAUUCCUUUCUUAAAUGACACUGCAAUAUCUUGUAGUGUGACUACAAUAAAUGGCAAACAAUGCAAAUGUUGCCAAAUACCUCAUGCUUCCAUAAGUCAUGGAAUAUUGAAGAAAUUUGUUAACCUAGAUGAGAGAAGCAAAGAGACUGCUAAUGAAUCAGAGACUGCUAAUGAAUCAGAGACUGCUAGAGUAUCUCAGAGUGCUGUACAGGAAAACGGUGAGAGAAGCAAAGAGACUGCUAAUGAAUCAGAGACUGCUAGAGUAUCUCAGAGUGUUGUACAGGAAAACGAUGAGAGAAGCAAAGAGACUGCUAAUGAAUCAGAGACUGCUAAUGAAUCAGAGACUGCUAAUGAAUCAGAAACUGCUAAUGAAUCAGAGACUGCUAGAGUUUCUCAGAGUGUUGUACAGGAAAACG
This is a messenger RNA of Amphimedon queenslandica, 823 nucleotides long. RefSeq lists its product as uncharacterized. The record is from RefSeq and is a predicted model, not a curated record. NCBI's taxonomy places the organism in Eukaryota, Metazoa, Porifera, Demospongiae, Haplosclerida, Niphatidae. The annotation marks the transcript as partial. The transcript is spliced from 5 exons.